This is a messenger RNA of Phalacrocorax carbo (great cormorant), 393 nucleotides long. Lineage: Eukaryota; Metazoa; Chordata; Aves; Suliformes; Phalacrocoracidae. The record is from RefSeq and is a predicted model, not a curated record.
AUGUCUUGCUACGACCUGUGCCCACCAAAAACCAGCGUCGCCGCCCCGCAGCAGGUCGCCGUCCCGCAGCCCAUCGCCGAGAGCUGCAACGAGCUGUGCGCCCGCCAGUGCCCCGACUCCACGGCCUUCAUCCAGCCGCCCCCCGUCGUCGUCACCUUCCCCGGCCCCAUCCUCAGCUCCUUCCCCCAGCAAGCCGUGGUGGGCUCCUCCGGAGCACCGGCCUUUGGGGGCUCCCUGGGGCUGGGGGGCCUCUACGGUGCCGGGGCCACGCAGGGCUCGGGGGGCCUCUGCACCUUUGGCAGACCCUACGCUUCUCCCGCCUGCAGCCCUUGCGUCUUGCCCCGCUACACCAGGAAGCUGUGGGACACCUGUGGGCCCUGCUAGACCCUGACC